This is a messenger RNA of Xiphias gladius (swordfish), 3141 nucleotides long. It is a transcript of the gene nt5dc1, whose product is annotated as 5'-nucleotidase domain containing 1. Lineage: Eukaryota; Metazoa; Chordata; Actinopteri; Istiophoriformes; Xiphiidae. The record is from RefSeq and is a predicted model, not a curated record. Gene Ontology annotation, molecular function: 5'-nucleotidase activity. Bases 348 to 1727 code for a protein of 459 amino acids. The transcript has 12 exons.
AUUACGGUUUGGUUUCACACCCGGAAGCAAUGCACGCUCCCGCACUCGCCUGGCGCCUCUCUGCUGCCUUCUUCUGGCCCACAGGAGUUUAGCUUCUGCUUUCAUUUGGGCAACUCACCGACGUGAACCGCUCAGGAAUCGUCGAUUCGGGUUUAGGAACACGGCUUCGGGGAAGUCUUUUCGCAGUACUGUAAGCGAGGACUGGAGGAGAGCGUCUACAUAGCGCAGUCCCAUCCCCGCCGUCAGCCAGUGACAUUGACACAUCGGUGUUGUGCACAAGUUCAUGUGUGUACACUAACGCUGGGGUCCGGAGCGCUUUCCCCGCAGUUCCCAUAGCUUCAGGUACAAUGAGCGAAUACUUCAGCCUGUCGGACUGUGAUGUUAUCGGCUUCGACCUGGACCACACGCUCUGCCGCUACCAUCUGAAGGAGACCUCCAGGCUUAUCUAUGAGAGCUUUGCCAGGUAUCUGGUGGAGCAUAAAGGCUAUGACAAGGACCUACUGAACCUAACCCCUGCUACCUGGGAUUUCUGUUUUAAGGGACUAGUGGUGGAUCUGGAGGAUGGAAACCUUGUGAAGCUGGCUGAAGACGGAACUGUCUUGCGAGCAACACAUGGAACCAAUGACCUCAGCACAGAAGAGAUCAUCAAACACUAUGGUCCUAAAAGAGAGUGGAAGCACUUCAACAGCCUCAAUACCUCCUUCACAAGAUCUGCAAAUUACUAUUUCUAUGACAACUACUUUGAUCUACCUGGGGCUCUUCUCUGUGGAAGAGUAGUGGACAUGUUGCAUAAGCGAGGAAAUGAGGUGAAUUCUGACUUUUGGAAAGACAUGGUUGCUGCCAUCGACCACAAUUACAACACAUCUGCAUUCAAAGAGGAUGCAGGGACUUACUUCCCCAAGGUGAAGAGGGACCCAGGCCAGUACUUGCAGCCCUGCUCGGACUCUGUCAAGACCUGGCUGCACAGCAUGAAGAAUGCCGGGAAGGUCCUCCUCCUCAUUACCAGCUCUCACAGCGACUACUGCAGGCUCAUAUGUGAACACAUCUUGGGGAAGGAUUUCGAGGAGCUGUUUGACAUCAUCAUCACAAACGCCCUGAAGCCUGGUUUUUUCUCCUUGGUGCCCCAGCAGAGGCCCUUCAGGACCCUGGUGAACGACGUGGAGGAGAGAGAGGGGCUACCUUCGCUUGACAAACCCGGCUGGUACUCCCAGGGCAACUGGCCGCACCUCCAUGAGCUGCUCAAGACCAUGACGGGGAAACAAGAGCCAAAGGUAGUGUAUUUUGGAGAUAGCAUGAGGUCAGACAUGUUCCCUGCCAGCAGCUUUGGGAAGUGGGAAACUGUGAUGAUAGUGGAGGAAAUGGAGGGGGAGGGUAUCCCGAAGAGUGACGCAGCAAUGUCUAAUGAGGCCCAAGUGGAGCCGCUGGAGAAAAAGGGAAAGUUCGAGGAGCAGGGCAUGAAGUCACCCUCUGCCGUGUCCAACCAAUGGGGCUCUUACUUUGUUGACGUGCAUAGAAGUGGAGGAGGGGACGAGGAGAGCCAGAAACUGACCUGGUGCUGCCACUGCAUUCACAAAUACAGCACCAUGGCCAUCCCUAGUGUUGAGCACAUAGCAGAUCUCCCUCUGGAUUACAAGUUCCCCAGGUUUUCUCCUGACAAGCCCUGCACAACUGGCUACUACCCCAGGCCCCCGGAGUCUUUGCUGAAGAGGUGCGAGAGUCUGUCAUAAAAAAGAAAAAAGGAAAAAGUUUGAAAAAAAAAGUCCUCCCUUACCCCUCUGCCUCAGGAGAGGAAUGUGCCUCCAUUUUUGCCUGUAGUUUCCCACAUGACCCCCACUGCCAUCUGUGGAGCACAGGAAGCAUACACUCCUCACCCAUUCAGAGAAACCAUGUGAAUGUAAGCCACAGUAUCUCUCUGUAAUAACGCCUACAUUUGAACGUUGUUUCGUGGUUUAGUGUACCAUAUAGGUGGAAAUAGGACAAAAUAUGUGGGCGUGUGUGUGUCUGCAUACAGUAAUAAUAAGAGAUGUAGUGUUUUUAUUGUUUGUGUGAAACCCCCUAUUGUUUUCUAUGGUAGAUUAUUUAAAAAUCCAAAUUCUUCAGACUUUUCCGAAAUAAAGAGAACAUUUUACCACCUCUUUUUCCCUAAAGUGAUUACCUCAAGAAUAUUAUCGACUGUAAGCAGAACCCAGAUGGUCACAGUGUGUUUGUCCCUAAAAAUCCAUUGGAAUCAUUGUGGCAGUAUUUCUGUAUAACACUGUUAUUGUGAAGUCUUCUUUUUUGAAAUAUACUUUCAUUGUAUGCAUUUUAGUAACUUUAAAAUGAGGUUUAAGGUCUAAUGUUUCCCCCCGUGUCAGUUUUUGUGGGAGGUGUUAAUCUUCAGGUCAUUGUUGCUAAAGAAUUGGCACAAUUCUGUCCUUUGUGUUGGCUGUUUUAAAAAACACAGAUUUGGGAAACAAUAAUAAUAAUGGAUGAUAAGGACUAUGCUAAAUGUUCUUGUUAUUAUUUUUGGUGCAACAGUGACAUGUGCUCUUUGAGUGAUUGUGUAAAAAUGUCGACUACUCGUGCUUCAUUUAUAUGCAGUACCAGAUUGAGAUAUGCUUUAACCGACUUCUUAAUGGUUAUUUUGUCAGUGUGCAUUGACAAGUUGUGCCAUAAUAUUUGAGGAACACUCAGUUUGGGAAAAAUCUGUAGAAGUUUAUCUCGGUGCAUGCGGGAAGUGUGUGCCAUAACUUAGCCCUAAGACUGGAAGCAUGGCAAAGCUGUUAGCCUCAGUCCAAAGUAGAAAAAUACAACUUGCGUCAAAACUAGCAAAAUGUUUCAUCUUGGUAGCUAGCAAGCUUGUCACCAAUUCAAGAGUCACUUCCACGAGUUACCUAGGUUUAUUUGACAACAGAGUCGGGACUGUAUGCAAACUUCAACUCUCCAUUGAUCCACUUGGUUGGUGCUAACUGAGAACGAACAUGUGAAACCAGUUGUGCCAGGUCCAAAUUAUACCUAUAGUCUACUCAUUCCAUUCUCCGAGUCUUAGUCCAAAUUUUUAAUGCCUGAGUGGAUCCCUGCAUACUCGCUGUUAGCAUUUUCAUUAGCUACCAUUCUUGGGUCGAUCCUUGGGUCUACUCAGAUCGGGGAAAAAAAAAAAAA